Chanos chanos (milkfish) is the source of this 925-nucleotide messenger RNA. It is a transcript of the gene mbd3b, whose product is annotated as methyl-CpG binding domain protein 3b. The transcript is spliced from 7 exons. Gene Ontology annotation, biological process: negative regulation of transcription by RNA polymerase II; DNA methylation-dependent constitutive heterochromatin formation. Lineage: Eukaryota; Metazoa; Chordata; Actinopteri; Gonorynchiformes; Chanidae. Gene Ontology annotation, cellular component: nucleus. Bases 39 to 767 code for a protein of 242 amino acids. The record is from RefSeq and is a predicted model, not a curated record. Gene Ontology annotation, molecular function: methyl-CpG binding.
CAUUCACCAAAAACGGAGAAACCGUGACAGAACUCAAGAUGGAGAAAAACGAUCCGUCUGGAAAGAAGUUUCGGAGCAAGCCACAGCUGGCCCGUUACCUUGGAAACUCCAUGGAUCUCAGCUCCUUUGAUUUCCGCACAGGGAAGAUGCUCAUUAGCAAACUGAAUAAGAACAGGCAGAGACUACGCUAUGACAACAGCACACAGAAUAAGGGCAAACCGGACCUGAACACCUCCCUACCCGUCAGACAGACUGCCUCCAUCUUCAAACAACCUGUCACAAAAGUCACCAACCACCCCAACAACAAGGUCAAGACGGACCCUCAGAAGGCUAUCGACCAACCCAGACAGCUGUUUUGGGAGAAGAAACUUAGCGGUCUAAAUGCGUUUGACAUUGCUGAGGAACUUGUAAAAACAAUGGAUCUGCCAAAAGGCCUACAAGGAGUUGGUCCCGGAUGCACGGACAAGACUCUGCUGUCGGCCAUAGCCAGCGCUCUACACACCAGCGCCGCGCCGAUCACGGGCCAGCUCUCCGCCGCCGUGGAAAAAAACCCGGGGGUGUGGCUCAACACGGCGCAGCCUCUCUGCAAAGCUUUCAUCGUCACCGACGAGGACAUCAGGAAGCAGGAGGAGCUGGUGUAUAACGUGAGGAGGAGAUUGGAAGAGGCUCUCAUGGCGGACAUGCUGGCGCAUGUGGAGGAGACGACGGCUGAGAGCGACUCCUUGAAAGAGGAGGGCAACUGCAAUGAUGAUGUGGAGGCCGUAUAGCAAAGGUGACUUGGAUGUGUCUAAGCCAAGUGGCUUUGGAAUUUCCCAACACUCUUAGAACCAUGAAGACGAUACCAGUCUGACACAACAGUCGAUGCCUCCAUCACAGUAUCCAUCUCCCGCUUUGACUGGCGCUUUUCACUCCACCGGUUGGGAAG